ACAUGCUUGGAGCACAGCAUCUACAAAUCAUCAAAAUGCUUCUUGAGUGAAUGUCUGCAAAAUCCUUACAGCACUAAGACAAUCCUGUACAGUUACUAGCGACUAAGAUCACUGAACUGAAUUAGAACUGAACUGAACUGAAGAUGGCUGCCUAAAUCCAAAGAAACUGGAGUUAUGUUGGAGUUAUAGAGUUUAAUGUAUCCGUGAUGUUGUUGUUGUUGUUAUUAUUAUUUAAUGUGAUGAUGAUGAUGAUGAUGUCUAAAAUCACAGACACUAUUUAGGAUUUGGGAGAGCACGGAGAACACAGCGCUGUGGCAAUUUUCGAGGUUUUAAUUUCUCUGCGAGUCAAGGCAUAAACUGAUAACAAAAUUUAAUAUUGCCUUAAAUUAGUUAAGUUAUAUGAAUGAGGACAAGACGCAGGAGGGGGGCUGAGGUCGUAUUCACAAUGAGAGGGAGGGAACUGAUUGAUUGACAGAGGCCUGGGGCAGAUUAAAUACACAGGUGAGAUGCCUAUUUUAACUCUUUUUACAGCCGAGCCACUCCCUGCAAAGCUCCUUCCGUUGCACCGAGCGAAACACCCCGGUCCCCGACCAGAAGGGCACACAUCUUUCCUGAACAGAUGCCACUACUCUGAGGAGCUUGGAAGCGGAGCAUUACUGCCGCAAUCAAAGCCAUCAUCUGCAGAGGUCGGGCUCACGCGCUGGCACCAGGCGCGCCGCAGGGAUCGAGACCUGAGCCGCUGCGUGUGCGCGCAUAUGACCGAAGAGAGAGGAAAGGCUCGAGCAAACAAGGAGGAAGGAGGCGGAGAGAGAAGCGCCUGUGCCACCCUCACGGCCCCCGCCUGCCCGGACUCUCCAGUCCGCCCAGCAUGCAUCGCGGCGUAGUUUGAAUGGCGCUGGCUAAGCUGAGUGGGCCCCGGCGCUAGGACUCCACCGCCGCCCAAUUCUGCGGCUUCCCCCUGAGGCUGGGUCAGCACAGCACCGCCGCCCGCGGUUCUGGACCAUGAGCGGCUGCCGGGAUUUUGGAGAUUAUGGCAUCUGAAGCCCAAAAUGUUAGAAAACGGAACCUACUAUAUCCUGAGGGUCAUUCUGUUGAUCUCCCUAGAAAGAGGAGCUCUCAUUCCAUUAAUGAGAACAUGAAGGAGGGUAAGAAAUCUGCAAAACAUUUGGCUUUUUGCACAAGCAGAUCAACGGUUGGACAAACUGUGACCAACCCCCAUCCUCUCUUCAGAGUAGUAUAUUGCAAAAGAAAAGUUCACUAUCAUUCUCCAAAGCCUUGUUUCAGAAAGAAACAGCUCCCUAAAGUUGGGAGCUGUGACAUGGCAAAUAAGGAAAAUGAACUAGCAUGUGCAGGUAAUCUGCCAGCAAAAUUGCCUGCUGAUGGUCGCACAUUCUUACUGAACUCCACUGAUUCUGGUCGCUCUCAAACAGAGAGCCCUUCAUCAAGAUAUAGUGGGUUUUUUUCAGAGGUUUCUGAAGAUCACGAUACUAUGGCACAAGUCCUCUUUAGUAGAAAUCUGCGGCUGAAUGUAGCUUUAACCUUCUGGAGGAGGAGAAGUAUAAGUGAGCUUGUCGCCUAUUUAGUGAGGAUACAAGAUCUUGGUGUAGUGGUAGACUGCCUUCCUAUCCUUACAAGCAGCUUGCAGGAAGAAAAACCAUAUAUUUCUGUUGGCUGCUGUGUAGAUCUUCUGCCAUUAGUAAAAUCACUGCUUAAAAGCAAAUUUGAAGAAUAUGUGAUUGUUGGUUUAAACUGGCUUCAGGCUGUGAUUAAGAGAUGGUGGCCAGAGCUCUCUGCCCAUAAAGAAAAGAUAGAGGAUGGAAAUAUUCAGAUUUUAAAGGAACAAUUAAGUGGAUUGUGGGAACAAGAAAAUCGUCUUACUUUGGUCCCAGGAUAUACGGGUAACAUAGCAAAGGAUGUGGAUGCUUAUUUAUUACAGCUGCACUGACGUUCUUGGAAGACAGAAGUGUGUAUGUGUGCACUGAUGUGUGCGUAUUGGCUGGAAAAGCCCUUCAGUUAGCCCUGAACUGUGUACAGUUUCCAAAAGGACACCUCUUCUGAGAACUGUCUUAACAGAGGAGAACCAGACUUUCAGUACAGUUUAAUACAACUACUAAAAACUCAUCUGCUUCACAUUGAAGUGGAAAAAUUUCUAAUAGGAGCAACUUUUACUUCAGUGAGGUGAAAGUGCACUAUGAAAACUCUGUAUGCCUUUGCUGCAUUUGGGGAUUUGUUCAGUUACUUGAGGAAGUCAUGAAAGCACUACUAUGUUUCUACUGCAUCCUUGUAUAAAACAGCAAGACUAAAUCAUGAAGACAGAAUUGCAGAACCAGUUACUAGGAACCACAAGAGACCAGUCGCCAUAAAUAUUUUUUAAACAUUGUUUUUUCAAAUGGAUUGUAAAAAUGUGUGUAUUUUCAAGAUGUUAAAAUUUUGAAAUGUUUCCUGUAUUGAAGCUAUGAAACGUGUCUGCUAUAUUAAUCAAGAUAUUAAAGACUAUUUUUGUUGCACUACUGAGAAACUAUACCUAGCAAGAGGCCUUAAAUACUACUAUUGCAAUUAGCCAAUAUAAUAAAAAUCCUUAUAGCCAAUAUAUUAAGAUGCCGUAUAGAGGUAUGAAAACUCCUUAUUAAAAAGAAUCAGGGCGUUUAUACAAAUUGUGUACAAAUCAUUUUGCACACUUAAAUAUUUUAAGUGGAUAUUUCCACUGACUGACUACUUAUGUACAUGCAUGACAGUUGUGAGAGGACUAAAAUAUAGACAUGGAUGUGGAAAAAAGCUGAUUGUAAAUGUCAGCAGAAUGGUGAAUCUGUAAUAUCUUAAUAUAUUUUGUUUAUCAUUUACAUUAUCUGCAGUUGAGUAAACAAAGCAUUACUACUGUUUUCAUGUUUAAUUUCCAGGUCAUUUGACCUCUUCUGCUAUACUUACAACUCAUCCAACUCAUCCCGGACCUCUUCUGCUAUACUUAUAACUCCUACUCUAGAAAUGUUUACAGCCAGGGUAGGCCUGUGCUUUUCAGAUUUAAUAACGCAUUUGCUACCUCCUCUAACAAAUGUUGCUGCACAUCUUGCAAAUUAUAGCUGCCAUAUGGCCGUUUUCCUGACUUAAUAUUUAAACUCAAGAGGAAUGCAAUACUUUCAGUACAAAAGUUUACAGCUGUACUUUGUCUUACUAAUUUGUAAUAUUUUAGUUAAAGCUGCUGUGGCUUAUCAGCUAUAUUAAAAAAGAGAGAGAGAGCUUGAUGGGUUUUGUGGGAUGGCACCUUUUUCUUUUAUGUAACUAGUAAAUGCUUGUCCAAAUAAAAUUCUAUAAAGUGCCAGCUGUGCACUGAAAUGUAAA
Molecule: messenger RNA, 3336 nt
Organism: Hemicordylus capensis (graceful crag lizard)
Lineage: Eukaryota; Metazoa; Chordata; Lepidosauria; Squamata; Cordylidae
Gene: KATNBL1
Product: katanin regulatory subunit B1 like 1
Exons: 10
Coding region: 1031-1945 (304 amino acids)
Cellular component (GO): nucleolus
Molecular function (GO): microtubule binding
Source: RefSeq, a predicted model, not a curated record